ACAACCAAUUGUGCGUCUUGCUUUUGUUGUGAAAAGGCAGGGUGGAAGCUAACGGGAACGAAAUCAGAUACUUCACCUGUUACAACAUUACUUUAGGACUUGGGUACAUUAAGCUGAACUCUUGUUUGCAACUUUAUGAAACAGUAUAGAAGGAGAGUUUCGAUUAUUUAGAGUAGGUCAGCAUCAAGACAAGCUGAAAAGAUAUGCGUGCAGACUUUCAAAGAUAGCUUUUGGAGAUAAAUUCUGUCAGAACAGACCACUUCCUGAAAACUAGGUUGUAUGCGUGCCAAGGAACGGGUAGUUUAGCAUCACGUGAGAGAAAAGUCAUAUGACACAUACGCUGUUGUGGUAUCAGUACUUACUCGUUUGGCAGUUCGAAGGAUGGCUUUCGUCCAUAGAGUUGGGUUUGUUAUUUUGCUGUUUAUGGUCUCUUACUGCAUGUGCAAGAGAUACGAGCCCACCUGGGAAUCCAUAGACUCUCGACCGAUUCCAGGGUGGUAUGAUGAAGCUAAGGUUGGCAUUUUCAUACACUGGGGAGUAUUCUCUGUACCAAGUUUUGGGAGUGAAUGGUUUUGGUGUUAUUGGCGGGACAAGAAACUACGGCCGUAUGUUGACUUCAUGAAUAAGAACUAUCCUCCUGGCUUCACGUAUGCCGACUUUGGACCAAUGUUUACGGCUGAGUUUUUUAAUCCCAAACAGUGGGUUGACAUAUUUGCUUCAUCGGGAGCAAAAUACAUCGUCCUCACUACAAAGCACCAUGAAGGCUUCACAUUAUGGGGCUCAAAGAAUUCAUGGAACUGGAAUGCAGUGGACGUGGGGCCACGGCGGGACCUGGUAGGGGAGCUGGCCACUGCCCUGCGAAGCGACAGCAACCUGCACCUGGGACUCUACCACUCCCUCUUUGAGUGGUUCCACCCGCUCUUCAGAGAGGAUAAAGCCAAUGCCUACAAAACCAAUUACUUCCCCACCACCAAAGCUCUGCCUGAACUGUAUGACUUGAUCAACACGUAUAAGCCUGAGGUGCUAUGGUCUGACGGGGAUGGGAAUGCUCCUGCCACUUACUGGAACAGCACAGGCUUUCUUGCCUGGCUGUACAACGACAGCCCAGUGAAGGACUUUGUGGUGACCAAUGAUCGCUGGGGGUUAGGGACCAUCUGCAAUCACGGAGGCUACUACACCUGCGCUGACCGCUACAACCCUGGGCACCUGUUGAAGCACAAAUGGGAGAACUGCAUGACCAUUGACCAGAAGUCCUGGGGCUACCGCAGAGAGGCAGUGCUCAGUGACUACCUCUCCACUGCGGACAUCAUAAAGACACUAGUGGAGACUGUAUCUUGUGGCGGGAAUUUGCUGGUGAAUGUGGGACCCACCCAUGAUGGACGCAUUGCCCCCAUCUUUGAGGAGCGUCUGAGAGAGAUGGGCCAGUGGCUGAAGGUCAAUGGGGAGGCCAUCUACAACAGCACUGCAUGGAGGGCUCAGAAUGACACCAUCACCCCUGCCCUCUGGUACACUUUCAGACCGCAGGAGAAAGCUAUCUAUGCAAUCACCCUGUCAUGGCCCAGUAAUGGAUCCAUCAUUCUCGGUGAACCUAAGGUAUCGCAAGGUCAAACUCAGGUGGCGCUGUUGGGCUACAAGCAGUUAAAAUGGGAGCCGGUGGCAGCUGGAGGUCUGAGGGUGUACAUGCCUCAGCUCUCCCCAUCUGAGAUGCCUUGCUCUUGGGCCUGGACACUGAAGCUCACUGGUGCCUCCUAGAGGGCAAGACGAUGGCAAUGAGGAAUGGCUUAGUGUUAUGAAUGAAGCACAAGACAUGAAUGAAUGUCGUUAAAGUGCACAGAGGGUCAUUUGGAUAAUCUGGUUUUACUGGUUCAUUGUUUUGAUGAUUGGUUUUCAGAAUAACAGGUGACAAAUGUACAACUACUGUAGAAAUUCAGGGAAUUGGGUAAAAUGAUAAUCUAUUAUAGAUUAAUGCUAAAAUAUUUAGGUGCAUCAAAGUUUAAGGAUUUUUUUUUGAAAAGGGACCUUGUUGCAUUUAUGCACAUUUUGUAGUAUUUUUAGUCAAAUCAAAGAUUUUUUUAAAUUCAAAUGUUUUUUAAGUAUAUUGUACAUUUAAUUACUGUACUGUACUGCAUUUUUGAAGUUGGCUGAAAGUGCACUUUGAAUUAUGACUAUGAUGAUGUUAUUGGUAAAAAGGAAAAUCUGUGAAUCCACAAAUUCAUACCUCACUGCUCCCUGGCCAACUCUGGCAGGGCAUGGUAGGAAACAUAAUUUGCUGUGUGUUCAAGGUGGGGUGGUUUCCUCAGGGUUUGUUGGUGGCUGUGAAGUAGUUAGGGUUUUGUGAACGGGAUGGGGCAAUUUGAUAAUUCCACUAUAGAAAGAUGCCUGCACUGGGUUCUUGUUCUGUUGUAUGGCAGGGAAAGAAAAUGAAUGCUUUUGAGUAUAGAGGUUUGCAAGAACUAUGAUUUUUUUUUUUUAUCCACCAGUUUGCUUAAUCAUUCCAUGUUUUUUUGUGUUUUUUUUUUUUUUGUAAUAAAUGCAACUGAUUUAAUUUGGUUAUACAUUAGGGACACACUAUUGUUUGCUUCUAUAAAAGCUAUGGGUAUUGGGAAGUGCACCACCACUGCAAACUGUGAUGUCUCUAUGAGAAAAGAGAACUAUUAAAUACUGUUUGUACUGUUA
Messenger RNA from Clupea harengus (Atlantic herring), 2676 nucleotides. It is a transcript of the gene fuca2, whose product is annotated as alpha-L-fucosidase 2. Gene Ontology annotation, cellular component: lysosome. Gene Ontology annotation, molecular function: alpha-L-fucosidase activity. Gene Ontology annotation, biological process: fucose metabolic process; glycoside catabolic process. Lineage: Eukaryota; Metazoa; Chordata; Actinopteri; Clupeiformes; Clupeidae. The record is from RefSeq and is a predicted model, not a curated record.